Messenger RNA from Drosophila guanche, 720 nucleotides. RefSeq names its product activating signal cointegrator 1 complex subunit 2 homolog. The coding region runs from base 10 to 720 and encodes 236 amino acids. NCBI's taxonomy places the organism in Eukaryota, Metazoa, Arthropoda, Insecta, Diptera, Drosophilidae. The record is from RefSeq and is a predicted model, not a curated record. The transcript is spliced from 3 exons.
AGUCGCAGCAUGAAGAUGCCACAAAGAGUUCGCUGGCUGCUGAUGCUCAUCGCAGUGCUGCUGCGGGCUGGCAGCAGCGAGGCGCGACGUAGCGGCUAUCGACUGCCACAGCUGCAAGGACGCAGCGCAGGCUCCACCGUGGCGGUGGAAGUGGAUGCGGCUGCAGCUGCAGUUCCAGACACUGCAAGCACUGGGCGAGAUUUUCUUAAGAAAUUCAUGCUGCUGCGUGGCAUUUUUCAGCAGCCGCCCAGCGACAAUGUCAUCGUGAUUACGCAGCCCUCCACGACGACAACGACAACGGCCACGCCCACGCCCACAACGACAACAACAACGACGACAACAACAACGACAAACAGUUCACGAGCGAUGGAUCAUGGCAGAAAGACGGAGGAGCGGGAGCUGGAGGAUAAUGUGGAAAUGGUCGAGCUGGCAGGGCCCACGAUGACAGGAGUCGAAGUGCAAGAUGGCUUGGACCUGCCAUCAAAUGAGGCACUGCCGCAGCGCAGGCAAACAUACAAACAACAAAAACUGAAGCGCAAAAGGAACUUUCAGCAGCAGCAGCAGCAGCAGCAACUCCGCUCCAAGAAGACCCAUCAUCACCGUCACGCGCACAAGCCAAAGCAGAAGCAGAAGCAGAAGCAGCAGCAGAAGAAGAACAAUCGGUCGACGACUCGCGCUUGCAGCGCAUCUGGCGGCGACUGCAGCUCAACAACUGAAUAA